This is a messenger RNA of Symbiodinium sp. CCMP2456, 1647 nucleotides long. The record is from the annotation of a GenBank genome assembly. NCBI's taxonomy places the organism in Eukaryota, Dinophyceae, Suessiales, Symbiodiniaceae.
AUGUCCGAGAAGAACUUUGAAAUCUGGAUCGAGGACGUCCAGGCUUUGCGCCCCGAUGCCCUCCGCGGGGACCUGGCGGCGCUCCAAGCAGGUCCCACUGCACGCUCGCGGAUCGACCCAGCUGUGAUGCCGUUGCUACAUGCCGAGCUUGCGUCUGACAGGGACAUCUUGGUUCAAGAGCAGAACGGUGAGCAGUUCCUCGCUGAAAGACAGCGCAGCAGAGCAUCACUGCUGCACGCCGCUGCACACAAGCCGAGGUUUGCUGCGAACACGCUCUCGGAGCAGGCUCGAAAACAUCGGCCGCGAAAAGACGACUCCGACCAGAAGAUCAGCCUCGAGAAGCUGGAAAGAAGCCUCGAGGAUCUUGUUGACCUAGUAGAACUCAAGGCAAACACCUUCGCAGACGCGGAAGUCGCCACCGGCAUGGACCACCCGGACCCCACCAGCUCGAUGACAGCGGAAGUGGCGUGCCCCGUACAGGAGGAGGUGAGUGAGGUCAAGACACCAUUCGAUGCCGUGCAGAAGAUGGUUUGCAUCGGCUUUGACUUGCAGUCCACCCUGGACGGCAGCGACUCCCCGGUUUUCAUCACGGUGGCAGAGAACGUCUUUUUGCUGGUGUACACCAUUGAGUGGGCUCUUCGAGUGCUCUCCAUGGGUUGGUGUGCCUACUACACAGAUCCCUGGUGCCUCCUCGACUUCACCCUGCUGGUUUGUGGGGCGAUCGGUGGAGUUGUCGUCCCUGUUCUGAGAUCCACAGGGCAAGAUAUGGUCUCUCUGGGUUGGCUCCAAUCAAUAUUGGUAAUUCGAGCUCUCCGCUUGUUACGGCUCGUCCGGGCGCUGCGGGCCUUGACUUACUUCCGAACAGUCUGGCGCUUGGUGCACGGACUGCUGACUUCCUGGAAUGCUAUGUUGUCUACUCUUGCGCUCAUAACGCUGACACUGUACACAUCGGCCUGCAUCGCCAUAGAGAUCGUGACGAAGGAUGUUGAGCUCAACAGCAACCCCACUACUGCACCAAUCGUGCAAGCAAACUUCAGCAGCCUUGGAACAACUUUUCUCACUCUGACGCAGUUCGUAGCCCUGGACAGCGCAGCGGCAGUGUACAAGCCGAGUCUUGGUUCGCAGAGUCGACAGAGUUUAGACAAAGUGCUUGUAGAGGCGAAGCCUAUCCUGAUCUUCUACUUCGGCUCCAUCGUGCUCUUCGUGUCAAUCGCACUGAUGAAUCUCGUGACGGCGGUGCUGGUGGAAGGUGCGCUGAACCAUGCUCAGUCCGAUCGGGACCUCGAGAAGAUCGACCGAAACGAGCGUUUGAGCAAAGCCCUCACCCGCCUGGUCGUGUUAUUUGGCGACAUGGACAAAAACGGCGAUGGUACCGUCACGCUGGAGGAGAUGCAGGCGGUGCCUCCAAAUCUGCUUCCACCCGAAAUCUUUGAGAAUGACCUGGCAGUCACGAUCGCGGAGGUCUUUCAAGUCUUGGAUGUCGACGAUCAGGGCACGCUCGACCAGCGAGAGUUCGUUGAGGGCCUGCUUGCGGUUUACCUCCAAGAUAUGCCACUGGCGCAGCUGGAAACGCUGAAGCUCCUUCAGAAGCAGAACAACCGGCUGGAUGAGAUUUACAAGGCCCAAGGGCUUCUGCAAGUUGGUUAG